CAAAACCCACCCUUGACCUCGCCUUUCAUUUGUGAUUGGGCCUUCCCAAUCCUUCCCCAAACCGCCAGACAUCCUCACGACAUACAAAUUCCCGCCACUGGUCAACUUUACUAAUGGAAACCAGUGACCAUCCUUCUUCUUCAUCUCCAUCUCCAUCCAUCUUCUCCGUGCCAGAAUGGGAUUGGGACCAACCAAUGACACAACAACAACUCGAAGAACUGGACGCCAUUGAAUCUGCAUUUCGCUCUCAAACUUCCUCCUCAACCCCAACUUCCCAAGAGGCCGACGAUCGCCGGAAAAUCCGCCGUCGCUUGCCCAAUUCUAUUGGCUCUAACCGAUGUCCCAGCGCGUUCAAGGGCAGAGAUUUAAAUUCGUUUUCUCUGUCUCCUUGCCCCACAAACCGAUUCUUGAAUCUGUUUCAUUCUCCUUGUCAAGAAAACUUUAAGAUGAGAUUGCCAAAAAUAAAUUUUGGAGGCCACAUUGUAUAUUCCAGAACUGUUACUGAAGUAGAGAAAGCAACAGCGGAGCUUUUAAAGAUUGUUGAAACUAAGAAGAAGGAAUUGGGGCAAGCCAUUCUUGGAUUUGACAUUGAGUGGAGACCCACCUUUAGAAAAGGUGUGUCACAAGGGAAGGCGGCAGUUAUGCAGAUAUGUGGGGGUAAUAGUCAUUGUUACGUCAUGCAUAUUAUUCAUUCUGGAAUCCCGCGAAACCUGUAAUCUCUACUUGAGGAUCCUACAUCCAUAAAGGUUGGAGUUGGCAUUGCCAAUGAUGCUGUUAAGGUUUUCAAAGAUCAUAGUGUAUCUGUUAAAGAUUUGGAAGAUCUAUCCUAUCUUGCUAAUCAAAAGCUUGGUGGAGAUGCAAAGAAGUGGGGUCUUGGAUCUCUAACGGAAAUGCUUAUUUCCAAACAGCUUCUUAAGCCCAACAAAAUAAGAUUGGGAAACUGGGAGGCUGAUGUUUUAUCAAAGGCCCAACUAGAGUAUGCUGCUACAGAUGCUUUUGCCUCAUGGUACCUAUAUGAGGUACUAAAGAGCUUCCCAGAUACAGCCGAAAACAAAAUUGAGGAACUGGAAGGGGAUCUAAAAUGUGAGACAAGUGUGCUAUUGAUGGGUUGCUUGAGAGUACACCGUACUGUUGCUCUCUGUGCUUCAUUUGGUGGUUCUCUAGCUGCUAGCCUCAUCUUGGUUGGGUAAGAGUGGUUUCUGGGUUGCUGAUAGUCAUCUGUAAUAAUUGUGUCAAGUCUCUCAAUGUUAUGGAAAUAAUGAAUAUUGUAAAAGAUUAGACCUUGUGAAAGAGAUGGUAAAGUUGGUUGGGUGCA
Messenger RNA from Vitis vinifera (wine grape), 1315 nucleotides. RefSeq names its product 3'-5' exonuclease. Gene Ontology annotation, biological process: nucleobase-containing compound metabolic process. The transcript is spliced from 7 exons. Lineage: Eukaryota; Viridiplantae; Streptophyta; Magnoliopsida; Vitales; Vitaceae. Gene Ontology annotation, molecular function: 3'-5' exonuclease activity; nucleic acid binding. The record is from RefSeq and is a predicted model, not a curated record.